AUGUAUAAUAAGGAAGACUGGGAUGGGGAAACUAAACCUUUUAUAGGAGUGGAUUUGAAGACUUUCCAAUUGGGGGAAGGUAAUAAGUAUACCCCUGUCUCUAUUGUCAUAUAUGAGUACAGAGAAAUGGAUGCGUUGGGAGUGGGCGUAUCCGAUCUGCCUACACAGUAUAUAUGCACGGAAGAGCUUGUUUCCAAAGGGUUAUGGGAAACCAGCGAUUUGUAUCUCUUCAUUGUCAACAAGGAAGUCACUCAGAAGACCGGGAUUUUGUCCACCACUCUUAGCAGUUAUGGUAAUAAUGGCUCGCGGUACAAGAUUAUCAAAACAGGCUACUACUGCGUGGCGUGUGCUUCUCCGCAAGACUGGGGAAGACAGGCAAACAAAUUCAAUGUUGAGGUAAACUUCCAGAAUUCCUUUGAAAAUUUACCUGCUUCAAGGAUACCCAGGUUGAAUUUUAAUGGCUUCCUGGCCAUUGGGUAUGUGGCCAGUCUGUCUCUGUACCUGUUCAACUUGUAUAUCCACAGAUCUAAGCUUCUCACGUCACACAAACUCAUUGCCGGUUUUUUUGUGUUUUUGACAGUGGAAAGUAUCUUCACAUUCUCUUUUUAUGCUUCUUCGUCGGAGUAUGAGAAUGGAAAGCAAUUCUGGAAAGUUGUUGCUAGUUUCUGUCAACUAUUUGGUCAUGCAUGUUUAAUUGCUUUUCCUUAUCUCCUGGCUUAUCCUCUGGCUUAUCUGUCCGUUUUCUGUACAACAACACUAGCAUAUGAUCAAUUUUGA
Molecule: messenger RNA, 777 nt
Organism: Kuraishia capsulata CBS 1993
Lineage: Eukaryota; Fungi; Ascomycota; Pichiomycetes; Pichiales; Pichiaceae
Exons: 1
Coding region: 1-777 (258 amino acids)
Biological process (GO): retrograde transport, endosome to Golgi
Cellular component (GO): Golgi apparatus; membrane
Source: RefSeq, a predicted model, not a curated record